Molecule: messenger RNA, 2914 nt
Organism: Scomber scombrus (Atlantic mackerel)
Lineage: Eukaryota; Metazoa; Chordata; Actinopteri; Scombriformes; Scombridae
Gene: rab21
Product: RAB21, member RAS oncogene family
Exons: 7
Coding region: 311-982 (223 amino acids)
Biological process (GO): Rab protein signal transduction
Molecular function (GO): GTPase activity; GTP binding
Source: RefSeq, a predicted model, not a curated record
GCUAGCAGUGAUAGCUCAGAGAGACGCCAUUAGUUGGGUGCAAACCGGGAAUUCACGGCAAUAUAAGAAGAAUUAGCUCGCUGUCAACAUAUAUAUCCACCUGUGUGUUGAUUUAUAUUUAAAACAAUCUAUUCCUCUCAUGCUGUCGAUGCGUUUUCCUUUUGAUUUUUAGCUUCUUUUUUUUUUUUUAGAAGUCGGAAGCUGAUGUGAGCUGCGCAGGACUUCACUUAGCAUUAGCAGCAGGAAGGAGGGAGGAGGUGAAGCUUGUUUUUUUGGAUAUAUAUCUUGUUUAUUAUAAAGUGCCCACGCCAUGGCGGCCGGAGGGGCGGGAGGUAACAGCGGCAGCGGCAACAGAACAUACUCGUUUAAGGUGGUGCUGCUCGGGGAAGGCUGUGUGGGGAAGACGUCGCUGGUGCUGCGAUACUGCGAGAACAAAUUCAACGACAAACACAUCACAACUCUACAGGCGUCCUUCCUCACAAAGAAGCUCAACAUCACAGGGAAAAGAGUGAACCUGGCCAUUUGGGACACAGCAGGUCAGGAGCGUUUUCAUGCGUUAGGUCCCAUCUACUACAGAGACUCCAAUGGAGCCAUACUAGUGUACGACAUUACAGACGAAGACUCCUUUCAGAAGGUGAAGAACUGGGUGAAAGAGUUGAGGAAAAUGUUGGGGAACGAGAUUUGUUUAUGUAUAGUAGGUAAUAAAAUCGAUUUGGACAAAGACAGACAUGUUUCAGUGGAGGAGGCUGAGAGUUAUGCAGAGUCGGUGGGAGCCAAACAUUACCACACAUCAGCCAAACUAAAUAAAGGCAUCGAGGAACUCUUCCUGGAUCUCUGUAAAAGGAUGAUGGAAACCGCUCAGGCCGAGGAGAGGUUGAAGGGCAACGGAGCCAGCCAAUCGGCAUCAAGUAGGCGGGGCGUACAGAUUGUCGACGACGAACCACAAGCCACGCCUGCCGGGGGUUGCUGCUCCUCUGGCUAGCACACACACACACACACACACACACACACACACACACACACACACACACACACACACACACAGUCUCUGUUGGUCCGAUUCAUAAAAACCUAAAAUAUUUCGAGUGUUUCUGCCGUGUUCAUUCAGUGCCGUCUCUGCUGCUAACGAUCACUCCGUAAUCCCUCCAAAAUAAAAUGAACCAACAUGUUUAUGAUUUAUAAAAAAUAAAAUCACAAUUUCAGCACUUUUGACUUCUAUCAUUUCCCUUCAUGAGCAGUGACGGAGUUGAACUGAUAUCACAGCUCAGAUCUGCAGCUGUUUGUUUUGUUUUUCAUACAAAAACGUCACUAAUGAAAAAAGCUGAAAUACUGAAAACGUCAACAGAGAUUUUUUAUUUUUGCUUCUUUUUUUUUUUUUGGUAAAACAUGAAUCCAGACGUACAAACACACAUUGUAUAAAGCUCCAUUAGUUUAGUUAUAGUUCAGUGGAGGUUUUCUGGCUGCAUGUUGUUACUAUAAAGGUUGAUUUCAAACUGCAGCUGGUUGAUUUUCUGAGUUGAGCUAUGAGGAAAGUAAAAGUCCCUAAAAUGAGUUUAUGUACAUCAAGUUAAAGGAUGUUUCCCACUGUUUCGUUUAGGGUCAUCUGUACAGUAUUUAACAUCUGAAAGACUUCUAUACCGAGCAGCUUUCACUCACAGAUAAAAGAUAAAAUCUAAAGUCACAAAUCAGCUGCACAGAAAUCAAACUGGUUAAAGUUGAAUUAAAAGGCUCAUUGUUAAAGAAAGAAUUCAAUUAAGCAACAACUACAGGAAAAAACAAGAAAUAAAAAUCACAACAUCCUGAUUUCUUGUCUAUAAAUUAAAGCUGCAGACAGAGAAAAACAAAUGGAAAUGUUGAUAAUGUUGAAGUUUGAAAGCUCAGAAAAUUAAUCGAGUCUAUAAAAUCUUAUUUGAAGUCAGAAAAUAAUGACUCACAGUCGCCAAGAGUCCGAUAUAACGUCCUCAAAGUGAGUAAUGGAUCAGUUGAUUGACACUUUUAUACAUCAUUGAUUGUUAUUUUCUGAUCAAAAGCUGUCAAUUUGAUUCCAGCUGUUUUUCUUUGUUUAAUAUCUUUGUGUUUUGAACUGUUGUUGAAGACGUCGUCGCCAUCUGAUGUUUUAUAGAUUAAGCAAUUAAUUGAUUAAUCCAAAAAAAUAAUUAAUCUUCAUAUUAAAAAGAGAGAAAAAGCUGCAUUUUUACUUCAAAUAUCAAAAUACAAUUUUAAAUUUAAGAAAACAGCUUAAAGGACUUCCCAAAACAAAAAUAACCUCCUUAUCAAUAUUGUGCAAGUUAAAGAUCCUACACACACACACACACACACACACACACACACACACACACACACACACACACACACACACACUCCUGUUCACCAUGUUUUCCUGGACAGUGAAUAAUAACGUGCAUGUUUGAUUUCUGUAAACAGCUUUGUUUGGUUUACUUUUAAAGAAAAAUGGUAAUUAAAAAAAACUGAACUGCGAUUAUUUAAUAAGUUAUAUUCAUGUGGCAGUGAUGGAAACCUGUACAUGAACAAACAAACAAAUGUUGUCUCUGUACUCUCUAUUGUGUACUUUACUGUUGUUUUUCUCCACCGGGCCUGUACUGCAUUAAUCUCUCUGCUUCUUACUGAAUGAACUCUGAAAAAUGACCACAAAAAAGAAAAACAAACAGAAAAAAGACGUGCUGGACGUUUUAUCUGCCUUUAAGGAAAAAAAAAAAAACUUUGGGGAAAAUCAACACACAGGUGAAAUAAACAAUGUACUGUCCUGUUCUUUAUGGAAUAAUGGAAAAACUAAAAGGUGGUUGAAAAGGAGAAAAAAAAUCAGCACACUUUUUUUGGAAAUGUAAUUUUUUAAACUGCUCGUGUCAAAGUGUUUUGUAAAGAUAAUAGAACAAUUAUAACUAUUUACACAAUC